Molecule: messenger RNA, 1422 nt
Organism: Brugia malayi
Lineage: Eukaryota; Metazoa; Nematoda; Chromadorea; Rhabditida; Onchocercidae
Exons: 3
Coding region: 1-1422 (473 amino acids)
Source: RefSeq, a predicted model, not a curated record
AUGUCCCAAGACUCUACCUCCAGUACUUAUCGUCGUCCAAUUUUCUCUGGCCAAGUUGCAAUGGCUUAUGCAGUCAGAACAUUACUUUCUUGGCAUACAUUGACAAUGUCGCUUAAAUGUCUUUUUGCAAUCUUUCUGGCGAGCAAUGCAUAUCCAACGCUGCAAAAAGAUGGCACAGCAAAUUACAACGUAAAAACGGAAUCAGAAUUACAUCCCAUUCCUCUACCAGUAUUUCCCGAAACUUCGUCACUUCCUGAACCUGAAACUUUAACACACAUGAAAGUUCCAGAUGACUCAGAACGUUAUCCUAGUUUUCCACCCUUAUUUCCUGAAACUUCGUCACCUCCUGAACCUGAAACUUCAACACACAUGAAAGUUCCAGAUGACUCAGAACGUUAUCCUAGUUUUCCACCCUUAUUUCCUGAAACUUCGUCACCUCCUGAACCUGAAACUUCAACACACAUGAAAGUUCCAGAUGACUCAGAACGUUAUCCUAUUUUUCCACCCUUAUUUCCUGAAACUUCGUCACCUCCUGAACCUGAAACUUCAACACACAUGAAAGUUCCAGAUGACUCAGAACGUUAUCCUAGUUUUCCACCCUUAUUUCCUGAAACUUCGUCACCUCCUGAACCUGAAACUUCAACACACAUGAAAGUUCCAGAUGACUCAGAACGUUAUCCUAGUUUUCCACCCUUAUUUCCUGAAACUUCGUCACCUCCUGAACCUGAAACUUCAACACACAUGAAAGUUCCAGAUGACUCAGAACGUUAUCCUAUUUUUCCACCCUUAUUUCCUGAAACUUCGUCACCUCCUGAACCUGAAACUUCAACACACAUGAAAGCUCCAGAUGACUCAGAACGUUAUCCUAUUUUUCCACCCUUAUUUCCUGAAACUUCGUCACCUCCUGAACCUGAAACUUCAACACACAUGAAAGCUCCAGAUGACUCAGAACGUUAUCCUAUUUUUCCACCCUUAUUUCCUGAAACUUCGUCAUCACCUGAACCUGAAACCUCGUCACAACUGAAAUUACCAAGUGAUUCAGAACGUCAUCAUAUUCCUUCACUGAUAUUUCCUGAAACUUCGUCAUCACCUGAACCUGAAACCUCGUCACAAAUGAAAUUACCAAGUGAUUCAGAACGUCAUCAUAUUCCUUCACUGAUAUUUCCUGAAACUUCGUCAUCACCUGAACCUGAAACCUCGUCACAAAUGAAAUUACCAAGUGAUUCAGAACGUCAUCAUAUUCCUUCACUGAUAUUUCCUGAAACUUCGUCAUCUCCAGGUCUUGAAAAAUCGACACAUAUGGUCAUACCAAGUGAUUUCAGUACGAAUUACGACAUUAGAACAGAAUCAGAAUGGAAUUCAUAUGCUAAGCAAUUCAGUGUUUUACCUUAUUUCCUGAAUCACCCCCUCCUGAGACGCUGA